AGCAGGAGGGAGGUCAUCGAAGAGAUGAGACCUAAGUACGUAAAAACCUGUGUUUAUCUAUUUGUAGUUAGUCUUAAUCAAUGACGAAGAAUCCUCAAGCAGCAUCAGUUAACCAAUGACAAGCCACAAAGUUGAAACUUAUUAGACAAAACUUGAAAGUCAUUGAGCGAAUUCAUCCGAGAAUGGAGUCUAGAGUGUUGAAGCUGAGUUUUUGUUUUAAUCGCAAAUAUUAAAAGAUGUUUGUCAUUCUGCGCGUCCACUGGAACAAGGACGUGGUCUUGGUCGAUGUCCACCUGAAGAAGCGGCUGAGUCAUUUGCGCUAUCUUUUGAUGAAGGACUACAGGAUUCCUCGGACCAGUAGGCUUCUCGUCUUACAAACCGACGAUGGCGUGCGGGAGCUAGAGGACACUCAGCCGCUAAGCGAGCAAGGCGUCGUUGAUGGAAGCGAUGUACUCGUUCGUGAGGUCCUGCCUCCGGUUGCGGUCGUACGAAAAGACGAGCACAUGCUUCGCAACCAUUAUGAUGAGCGCUGGUAGUGGUGAAACGAUUAUCUCCUAGGCAAGUGUGCGACUCUUGAAAGUACUUAAACCUAAAGCAACAACUUCUUGGCAAGAGAUUGCUCCUUCCUUAGCCGUAGUUACAAGUUUUUGAGUAUCCACUAUUCCUACAUCGACCGACGUUCUAAAUCAAAUUUUUUGCCGGCGCGCCUGCAUCAAGGGGACCGAAAGUCGGGCCAUGGAUGGUUCUUUCAAAAGGGGAAAUGUACGUCGACGACGGAUUCGCUGGUGGAUCGACGCAAUUGGCAUUUCGCUCUGUUGAUCUGAGAAAUUUGCACCGCCCCUUGACAAACGAGGAGGAUGUUGGAACGUACCGACAUGGAGUGAGUGUGAGUAGUACGUUGGCACAUGGUCGUCAGGUGGACACAACGUGGGGCUUCACAACAAGAACUACAGGAGAGGGGGCUGCAGGGUUUCUCACGGGUCCUCAACAUUUAGGAACCUCAAGGCCGGGACUACAUCAUACUGAAGAUCUUUCGAGAGGACGGGAUGACCUUUCAUCUCAAAGAAAAACCACAGGGAAGGUGAAUGUAGUUGUACCAUUAAAGAACGCGUCGUCUACUUCAUCAAUAAAAGCCGCAGCCUUGAAAGUGUCAGAGCUUUUGACGACUCUGCCUCUUCAUUUUGCUAGGCUAGAGAAGCAUUUGGCUCUCCAGCCAGAAGUACUGCAGCAGAUGCUGCACGUGCCCGCGAUGCAAUCUUUGCUAAAUGACCGAGAUUUCCUCCAGAAGGUGAUCGAAUCGAACCCUGCAACGAAAGAGCUACUAGACGCUGAGCCUGCUUUUAGGGCUGCUGUGGUUCAGGAGGGCGUAGGACCACUAGGGAGAUCUUCGCUUAAAGCCGAAUUGUCGGCUUUCGGCCGAUGGAAGCUGGACGCAUCAGAUCAGGGACCACAGGGAACAAAUCACCAGGCAAGUAUAAUCAGUGAUAUUCCUAAUGAUCGACGGGCAGGCAGUCAGAGUCAACACAAGCAAAUACGUGAAGACUUUCGAAAUCCAAGUAUCUUGCAGUCGAAGCUGGCACAAACGGAAGAAUGUAUCCAAAAAGUAAACGCAGCACCAGGAAGUGCGCAGCAUGUGGGUGAACUUUUCAAAAAAUGGAUUGAGCCAUAUUGUGCUGAUAAUAAAUCGUUUGGUGCUCUAGAAGUCGAGGAUCUGUAUGUCGCGUCUACAGCAGGGGCAGCACUAGACGGUCUACUUGGUCAUGGAGCCGGGGACAGAAAUGAUCGAGAUGGAGCUGCGAUUAUGAAGCCGAAAAAUCAAAUGUCAAAGAAUAUAAAUCAUGUUCUUAGUGUUGAGAAAGGGAUGCGUUCAACAAGGCCUCGGAAAUUCGAAGCAUCCAAGCACGGCCUGACGAAGAUCGAAGAAGAAUCAGUUUCUUUGGGUACGACAACUGAUGAAACUGCUGCUGGAGAUCGGCUGGAUGGUAAUGCGGUUGCCAGUCUCCUUCAGGAUCCAAAUUUGCAAGCCUUACUGGCAUCCUACAUGGAAACCACGGAGAGGAGAAGCGCCUUCUGCACGUCGUUUUCAAAUCCGGCAUUCGUUGCUGCCCUAUUCAACCCGACCAAUAUGCAGGCUUUACCCGUCUUGGAAAGCUUUUUUUAUGGACAAGGGAGUCUAGUUUUUUUCUUCCACUUCUUUAGAAGAACUCGAAAGAGCACAAAGAGACAUCUAAAUCUCUGAUCGCUGUUCGUCUCUUCUGACUGGCAAUGUUCUGCUCAGUGGAUCGAUCACACAAUGUAUAAUUGAGUCGUUAAAUUUUAUGUGGCAUAUUAUACGGCAAUACGGGAAGGAAGAUGCUUUGACAACGAACUUCUUUCAUAUUGGGGGCAAGACAUCCCGUUUCGCGGACAGAUUUGGGGACUUUCUGCAGGCAAACGCGCAUAAUCCGGAAAAUGUAUAUCGGUCACAACUCGCUAAGCUGCGAAACACUGGAUUUCACGAUACUGCGGCGAACAUUGCAGCACUAGAAAAGUGUGACGGGAAGGUGCAUCGAGCCAUCGAGAUACUCCUUUUGCAACAGGCGUUUGCGUGAGCCGUCGUAUUUAUAGCCGAGGAUAUUACUUGUUAGACGUCUACUUCGUAGAAACCAAACUGACUAUUGUCACUUGUAGUCGGUUGCAUUUCGAAGAUUCGAAGAGGACCGAGUAGUGCUAGUAUCAUGGUAACAAGCAUUUUUUGAUUCAGAUGAUGAAAGAACGACCCACAAGAAGCGGUGAGAUGCAGUUCUUUGCAGUGCACAGAAAGAAGUAAAUAGCUUUAGCGUUUCCAAGAAUUUGUAGUACUGUCUUUUAUCGUAGCUGCUCGUAACCAAGCACGUAGUUGUAAUUUGAAAGAACAAAACGAGAUGGUGGCGCAUGGUGGUUCGAGAUCUCCCUCGGCUUCGUGCUUAGAUGGGCAGCGUCCCAAAAAUGCACCGAAUUCGAAUCUUAUCGCAUAUGCCUGUCUAUGCUAACUUAAUCUCCAUCUACAACUGCGAGAAAGCAACUUCUCGCUAGUCGUUCCCGGGCAGGAGACAACUUUUUUUGCGGACAGGGGAUGUUUUUGGUAUUGCAGCG
Amoebophrya sp. A25 is the source of this 3114-nucleotide messenger RNA. The record is from the annotation of a GenBank genome assembly. NCBI's taxonomy places the organism in Eukaryota, Dinophyceae, Syndiniales, Amoebophryaceae.